ACAUUUUCUUGCACAAACACGGCAAAAAUAUCACUGCCUCUCCUCCUCCUCCUCCUCCUCCUACGACGCGACGACGGCGACCAACCCACAACACCAACCUCAUAUAACUUCUUAUCUUUGCUUGCUUUUGCUGUCGGGCCUGUUUUGAGGGGGUGUCUGUAAUGGAGGACUUUCUGGGGUUGGAAUGGCAGGAAAAUCCACGAGCUGGGAAGAAGAAGAAGAAAGAGAGUGCGUCACGCAUCAAUUCAGUGGAGCAAGCCAGACGGUGGAAACAGGUCACAAACCGGACUCCCCAACAAAUGACUCUUGAAGCAGCUCAACUCCAGCUUGUGGGUCAUGAUCGUCCCCUAUUUUUGCCCACAUCCAACCCUUACGCCUUUGAUUUCAACCGCAAGCCCCCACCUUUCCUCGAGGGAAACCAUGAUGCAGCGUUGAAGUUCCCUUUUCCCAAAGAAGUCCAUGGUCCAGCUCUUGGUGGGAUUUCAUCUGUGGAACCGCCCUUCAUUUCUCAUACUCAGACCACAGAUGUAUUGGCCAAAGGCUCCCUAGCUCAGACACCUGAAAUCAGGAGUGAAGCAAUGUCGUCACAAAGACCCGCACAGCUCACCAUCUUUUACGGAGAUGGUGUUUAUAUGUACAGUGAUAUCACUCCCCAGAAGGCUGAGCUCAUAAUGUCUAUGGCAAAAGACCAGCCGACCACAUCGUCCGCAAGCCGAGCACGACAACAUCUUGAAGUUGCUGACAACAUUCAUCGUCCCCGUGCAAUGUACCCACGAGGCACUGUGCCUCAAGCUCGCCGAGCAACCUUGGUGCGAUUCUUGGAGAAGCGCAAAGACAGAUUGAGCAGUGACAUUUACGAUCUCAUAAAGAAAUCAUCCGAGAGCUCAAUCUUCCGCCCUGAGGAGCUGAAUUAGAGCAGCUGAACUGCACAAAUUAACCUUUUCUUGUUUGUUUAGUCAUCUUCUUUCAGUUAAUUACCCAUUAAUCUCUGGCUAUUACCUGGCACGUUACGAGACCGGUAAUGCCUUCACAAUUUCUACAUCGUUAAGUAGCUUUUGAUAAUUCGAUGGAAAAACUGGUUACACCUACCAAUGUCUUUCAUGG
Syzygium oleosum is the source of this 1104-nucleotide messenger RNA. RefSeq names its product protein TIFY 10A-like. The record is from RefSeq and is a predicted model, not a curated record. Gene Ontology annotation, biological process: regulation of defense response; response to wounding; regulation of jasmonic acid mediated signaling pathway. NCBI's taxonomy places the organism in Eukaryota, Viridiplantae, Streptophyta, Magnoliopsida, Myrtales, Myrtaceae. The coding region runs from base 162 to 914 and encodes 250 amino acids. The transcript has 7 exons. Gene Ontology annotation, cellular component: nucleus.